CAGGACAAUGCAUACAUAGAUUACAGCUAAUGAGACAACUAUAAUGAAAAGUCCGUGUAAUACCGAUUUGGAAAUAUUUGUAGUGAAGAACGUAACUUACAACUUUUAGACAUACAUAUUACAUACAUUAUUAAAUUGCGAUACAUUAUUUUAAUUACAACAAUUUUAUAAUAACGACAAGAACUAUUUGAGAAUGCCAAGUCCCCAUGUAGUAAAGCACGUAAUAAAAUUACGUAAGCAAAUAGGAUUACUGGAAGCAACGUCGAUAACGGUUGGAUCUAUUAUCGGUUCCGGAAUUUUCAUAUCUCCAAAGGGUGUAAUUGACAACGCCGGUUCAGUCGGACUUUCUCUGCUCUUGUGGAUUCUGUGCGGACUCCAAGCUGGUCUGGGAGCAAUUUGCUAUGCAGAGUUAGGAACCUCUCUGCCUGGGUCAGGUGGCGAUUAUCAUUAUCUAAACAAAGCAUUCGGAAAUCUUCCAGCUUUCACCUUCCUCUGGGUCUCCAACAUAAUUUUACUACCGGCCAGCAAUGCGGUCAUGUCCCUGACGUUUGCCCAUUAUACCUUUGCGUCGUUUUUUAACGAAGAUUGCAAAAUACCACAAUUUGGAGUCCAGCUCUUGGCAUGUUGUGCCGUCUUAUUCUUGACUUGGUUUAAUGUCACCAAUGUGAAGGCUAUGACAAAAAUGCAAAACGUGUUUAUGAUCGGCAAAAUUGCCGCACUGAUUGUAAUCAUUUUUGCAGGAGUUUAUUCCAUAGCUCAAGGACAUACCAAAGGUUUUGAGAAUAUUUGGAAAAACACAACAACGGAACCUGGGAAAAUUGCAGUUGGCUUUUAUUCGGGGACAUUUGCAUAUUCAGGAUGGAAUGCACUAUGCUACAUUACAGAAGAGUUGAAAAGCCCCAACAAGAACCUUCCACGAGCAAUAUACAUUUCAAUGCCAAUUGUCACAUUAAUCUACGUAUUAACAAAUGUGGCAUAUUUUUCAGUACUUUCACCGCAUGACAUUCAUGCCUCGGACGCAAUAGCAGUGACUUUUGGAAACAAAGUCCAACUUUUAAGACAAAUCAAAUGGAUGAUUCCAUUAUUUGUCGCAAUGUCCAGUUUUGGCUGUCUAUCUGUUCAUAUAAUGUCAGCCUCAAGAAUCCUAUUUGCUGGAGCCCGUAACGGUCACUUCCCAGGCAUGCUUUCACUCAUUCAAAUGAAUCAACUUUCACCAGUUUCCUCAUUGAUUUUUAUGGGGGGUUUAAGUGUCGUCUAUCUGAGCAUUCCCGACGUCUUUGUCCUCAUUACCUUUGCAACAUUCAUAUUCAGCUUGGUUUCGCUCGUAGUGGUCAUUGCAAUGUUGUACCUUCGGUGGAAACAACCCGAGCUGCCUCGACCAAUUAAGGUCCACAUUUUAUAUCCACUAGGUUUCAUGGUGAUAUGCAUUUUCUUGACGGUAUUUCCAAUUUUUGUGCGACCCUACGAAGUGUUGAUUGGAUUGGCAAUAACAUUCUCAAGCAUUCCUGUGUACUUGAUGUUUUUUGUUCGAGAACAAAAUAACAAGUGGCUUGUUAAUAACACUUAUAAUGCUACCGUUGCAGCUCAAAAAUUAUUGUUAGCUGUGCCUGAGGAAGCUGAGGGAUGAUGCACUGACAUGAACUUUUAUAAAUAUAGACUGUGAAACUGGGAAAUUAUGGAGCUUUCUCUUUCUUAAAUUAAACACACUUGCCCUCAGAUUCGCCUUCAA
Folsomia candida is the source of this 1729-nucleotide messenger RNA. RefSeq names its product Y+L amino acid transporter 2. Lineage: Eukaryota; Metazoa; Arthropoda; Collembola; Entomobryomorpha; Isotomidae. Gene Ontology annotation, biological process: amino acid transmembrane transport. The record is from RefSeq and is a predicted model, not a curated record. Gene Ontology annotation, cellular component: membrane. Gene Ontology annotation, molecular function: L-amino acid transmembrane transporter activity. The transcript has 9 exons. The coding region runs from base 194 to 1627 and encodes 477 amino acids.